GCGAUAAAGCAGCGAGCGACGGUUUCAGUAAAGAAACAUGGCACCGGUAGAGUUCACGGUUUCUGCUGAAGUUUAACCGAACAGCCCUCUGCUCUUUUAUUAACCGAGUUGUGCGAGAGGGUUUCUCUGUUAAGAAGCAGCUUGGACGAUGUUCGUCGCGAAAAGCAUCGCGGCGGAUCAUAAAGAUCUGAUUCACGAUGUUUCUUAUGACUUUCACGGUCGGAGGAUGGCGACCUGCUCCAGCGAUCAGAGCGUCAAGGUCUGGGACAAAGGGGACGAUGGAGAAUGGCAUUGUACUGCUAGCUGGAAGACUCACAGUGGCUCGGUGUGGAGGGUGACGUGGGCUCACCCUGAGUUUGGUCAGGUGCUGGCGUCUUGCUCCUUUGACCGCACCGCAGCUGUGUGGGAAGAGAUCGUCGGGGAAUCCAACGACAAGCAGCGGGGGCAAAGCCACUGGAUCAAGAGGACCACGCUGGUGGACAGUCGGACGUCGGUGACCGACGUGAAGUUUGCGCCGAAGCACAUGGGCCUGAUGCUGACCACCUGCUCCGCGGACGGCGUGGUGCGCAUCUACGAGGCCCCCGACGUGAUGAACCUCAGCCAGUGGUCUCUGCAGCACGAGAUCUCCUGCAAGCUCUCCUGCUCCUGCAUCUCCUGGAACCCCUCCAGUUCCCGAGCUCAUCCUCCGAUGAUCGCCGUGGGCAGUGACGACGGCAGCGUCACCUACAGUGGCAAAGUGCAAAUCUAUGAGUACAACGAAAACACCAGGAAGUACGCCAAAGCGGAGACGCUGAUGACCGUGACCGAGCCGGUUCACGACAUCUCCUUCGCUCCUAAUCUGGGGAGAUCCUUCCACGUGCUGGCCAUAGCCACCAAAGACGUCCGUGUUUUCAAGCUUGUACCUUUAAGGAGAGAGAGCGUCAGCAGCUCUGGUCCCACUAAGUUUGAGGUGCAGGUGAUGGCUCAGUUCGACAGUCACAACUCUCAGGUGUGGCGCGUGAGCUGGAACAUCACCAGCACUCUUCUGGCCUCCUCUGGAGACGACGGAUGUGUGCGGCUCUGGAAAGCUAACUACAUGGAUAACUGGAAGUGCACGGGGAUCCUGAGAGGAGACGGCAGCCCGGUGAACGGCUCUUCUGGACACGCUGCGGCUCUGAGCGCGGCCGGCGUCCCUGGAGCCGCUCAGAUGGUCGCCGGGGCCGCUUCUGCUGGCAGAAAAAAAGCUCAGCUGAUGCCAGGCUAACGGCAUGCCGUGCUGAUUGGCUGUUUGCUGCAUGCUCGGGAUUGGACCAAGACCUCACUGACCCUCACCUGAACUCUCGUCUAGCUACUAAUCCACCGAAGGAGCCGUGCGGCGUGUUCAGCGCCACCUGCCUGACAAAGAGCCUUUACUGUGUGCUUCUAAACCAGUUAUACACUAAACCCGAUUCCCAUCGAUACUGACCUACUUAUUAAUCGUCCUGACGUCAUGCGGUACUACUCACGUAUUUAUUUUAACACAGUCGGGUCAAUUUCCACGAGUUUAGUCUGCAUUCGCACCGAGCAUGUCGUAUGUAGCAGCGUUUAAAGGAGCAGUUCACCCAAAAUCGAACUAUAUUGUUAACAUUUUUUCUUCUGUGAAACGCAAAAGAUGACAUUUUUUGAACUCCUCGUUUAUCUGGUAAAGGGUGAACCGUGCCGUGGGUUUGAAGCCGCUAGCAUGCAGUGUGGACAGCAGAGGGAGACACUAUCAUUCAGAUCUGCUCAAAACAUGCCCUUGGAAUUACUAACAUACUACGUUUUAAUUGGUCACUCGCUGAAUUAGCAGAUGUCUUUUGUUACAGGAACCCAGAUCGUGCUAAGAAACUAUCUGGAUGUUGUGCAUCUUAGCGGGCAAUGAUGAAACCUCUGACACGGUAUCUCUGUUAAUAGACAAAAAGUUUCACAAUUCAGGAGUUGGGUGCAUAAGUAGUGGACCCUAAAUCAAAAGCUGGACCCUGAUCGUUAUAUACUGGAGAUAUUAAGAGCGCGUUCCCCUUGAAGGGCCACUUCAGACGGGAAUUCAAAAGGAGCGCGUACAAACAGUUCUUCAAAUGAACGCAACUUUUGCGAGUGUGCUUUUUAUAAAAUAAAGUUUGUUUUUCAGUUCUGA
This is a messenger RNA of Puntigrus tetrazona (Sumatra barb), 2131 nucleotides long. It is a transcript of the gene seh1l, whose product is annotated as SEH1-like (S. cerevisiae). The transcript has 9 exons. Gene Ontology annotation, cellular component: Seh1-associated complex; nuclear pore outer ring. NCBI's taxonomy places the organism in Eukaryota, Metazoa, Chordata, Actinopteri, Cypriniformes, Cyprinidae. Gene Ontology annotation, biological process: cellular response to amino acid starvation; positive regulation of TORC1 signaling. The record is from RefSeq and is a predicted model, not a curated record. Gene Ontology annotation, molecular function: protein binding; structural molecule activity. Bases 149 to 1243 code for a protein of 364 amino acids.